This is a messenger RNA of Caenorhabditis sp. 36 PRJEB53466, 672 nucleotides long. NCBI's taxonomy places the organism in Eukaryota, Metazoa, Nematoda, Chromadorea, Rhabditida, Rhabditidae. The record is from the annotation of a GenBank genome assembly.
AUGACGCAACCAUCGAAGACGGAAGAAUCCUACAAAAAGCAGAUUGCCUUUCUGAACAAUCUCCUCGACGAGGCCAAACAUAUGAUUCAGAAGAACAUCAGGAAAACGCAAUUCGAUAAAGAACUCGCCGAAAAGGACAAGCUGCGAGCGGCUCUCGGACAAGCGCAAAAGGCUGAAAAGGACAUGGAGCGGAAGUACCAGAUACUUCUGGCGAUGAUGCACUCGGACGACAACGUGGAAGAGGAGGCGGACCAGAUGUUGCAGCUGCAGCUGGAGAACGAGCGAUUGACGGAGGAGCUGAAGAAGAAAGAUCUCGAAAUUGAGGAGAAGGAGAAGAUUGUUGCCGCGUUGAAGGAGCAAUUCGAGAAAAAGAAGGAAGCGGAGCAGACGCUCGAACACAAAGUCGCUUUCAAACAACGAUUGCCGCUUAAGAACAGGAGUUGGUUCGCACAGAGACUUUUGAAGGAUCAGGAGAGGCGCAAGGAGCUCAACAAUCCGAAGGUGCUCGGGAAGCGCAGACGGCCGAAGGACCAGGAAGGAGGCGUCAGGAUGCGGCUGUUCGUCGCCCAGAACGCUGAGAUUAAGAAGAGGAUGAAGGUGGACCAAAUGGAGAAGGUCGACGAAGCGGUCAAAGUGGACGGAGACACUUCGAUUGGCACCUCUUCUCUUUGA